This is a messenger RNA of Drosophila bipectinata, 436 nucleotides long. The record is from RefSeq and is a predicted model, not a curated record. Lineage: Eukaryota; Metazoa; Arthropoda; Insecta; Diptera; Drosophilidae.
AUAGUGUGCCUUGUGGAAGAUGGAACCUAUUCUACCAACGUGGUUUCGUGCAAAGCUGACACGUAUUUUAAUUCAAACUUAAAAGCAUGCACCUCCACUCUGCCAGAUGGUUGUGUAGAAGCAGCCACGACAACCACCGUCUCAACCACCAUCCCCACAACGACCACCACCGCCAUAACCACCACGACGACAGCAAAGCCGUGGAGUGCUGAAGAAACGUGCCUCACAGUCUCCAAGAGCACUUCAUUUGCCAACGAAGAUGAUCCCACAUGCACCACUUUCCUCUUCUGUUAUGUUCAAAAUGGAGCUACUACAGCUCUAAUUAAAAAUUGUCCAACAGGCCAAUAUUUUAACAAAACAGGCUGCUCAGCAACGAAACCAGAUUCCUGUACAUAAUAUAGUUUUGAAUUUUUUACUUUUUAUAAAAUUAAAGCAA